Molecule: messenger RNA, 1653 nt
Organism: Mytilus trossulus (common blue mussel)
Lineage: Eukaryota; Metazoa; Mollusca; Bivalvia; Mytilida; Mytilidae
Exons: 4
Coding region: 112-1635 (507 amino acids)
Source: RefSeq, a predicted model, not a curated record
UCGACUUUCAUAUUAUAUUUGAUGUAAGCGGUUAUGCGUAACGUAAGCGGCCAACGUCACGUGAUACCCGACAAGUUUUUUUCCGCGAAAAUAUAAACAAAGUAAAAAAGAAUGGUAAAACGUUGUGUUUGGGGAACCUGCAACAGCGAUGACAGGUAUAAGCAUAAACCUCAUAUGUCAGGAGUGGAAUUCUUUCCUAUACCUAAGCCUAAAACAAGAUUGGAAGAAACUUUACAGUGGGUAAAAGCUUGUGGCAGGAAAGAUUACGCCGUAUCCAAUGUAAACAAACAUGCCUAUGUGUGCAGCAAGCACUUUGUUGAUGGGAGACCUACCACCCAACAUCCAUACCCAGUCAUGGCUACCCCUUCAAAGCAAAUUGUGCACAAAUCCAGGAAACUUCCGUUUGACAGAGCCACUAUGCCUACCAAAGCCAGCAUAACAACGCCCACUACCAGUAAGAUUGUCGAUCAAGUAUGGAGGGAUGUUGGGGCGUAUGUAACUUUAAAUGGAACCAACACAUCAAAAGACCAACCUCUUCAGGCAACACCACAUUUCUGUGAAGAACUUAAAGUGGAUGCAGACCAUACUUACAAUGCUGUAAAGAGGGGAUUUAUUGUACAAACUGCAAGUAUAUCUACACAAACAGACAUUGACAUGGAAGAAAUGGAUUCUCUGACAGAUAAUAUGAUGGACACUGGUAGCAUGAAGAGAAAGAAUCUCAUGAAUGACAUUAUGAAAGACAACAAAUCCUGCAAAUUCUAUACAGGUGUAUCACUGGCAGUAUUUUGUUUCAUCCUAAACUUCCUGAGGAAAAAGGCUUCAUCCAUGGUGUACUGGAACAGUGCAGAUACAUCCGAAAGGGAAAAUUCUGAGACACCUCGCAAAGGACCGAGAAGAAUAUUAGACAUAAAGGAGGAAUUAGCACUCACUUUGUUAAGACUUAGAAGAGGAUUCGAUACCAAAACUCUUGGGGACAUGUUUGCUAUAUCAGAAAGCUCUGUGUGUAGAAUAUUUACUACUUGGCUAAAUCUAAUGUAUCAUGAUUUGAAGUUUUUGGUCAGAUGGCCUUCAAGAGAACAAGUUCUUAAAAAAAUGCCAAAAUGUUUCAAACACUUUAAGAAAACAAAAUGUAUUAUUGAUUGCACAGAAUUUUUUGUACAAAAACCUAGUCUGCCAUCAGCCCAGCGAAUUACAUAUUCUAGUUACAAACAUCACAACACUUUUAAAUGUCUUGUUGGAAUCACACCCAGAGGUUCAUUUAGUUUUAUAUCUGACUUAUUUACUGGUAGCAUAUCUGAUCGUAAAAUUGUACAAGAUUCUGGCUUCCUACAGAAAGUUGAGUAUGGUGAUGAUAUAAUGGCAGAUAGAGGCUUCCUUAUUCGAGGUGACUUAGCACUGAAAGGGGCAACUUUAAAUAUUCCCCCUUUCUCAAUGGGAAAGCAGAUGUGUGCAAAUGCAACUACAAAGACACGCAGAAUUGCACGUGCAAGAAUUCAUGUGGAAAGGGCAAUAGGAAGACUGAAGAACUUUACACUUUUACAGAGAACUAUUCCACUGAGAAUGAAACAUACAUUUAAUCAAGUUGUAAAAGUGUGUGCUAUUUUGUGCAAUCUGGACAGUCAGUUGGUUAAAUAAUAUAUAACUUAUUGUUGA